This is a messenger RNA of Oryctolagus cuniculus (rabbit), 3184 nucleotides long. RefSeq names its product OCA2 melanosomal transmembrane protein (gene OCA2). Lineage: Eukaryota; Metazoa; Chordata; Mammalia; Lagomorpha; Leporidae. Gene Ontology annotation, cellular component: melanosome membrane. Gene Ontology annotation, biological process: melanin biosynthetic process; transmembrane transport; melanocyte differentiation. The record is from RefSeq and is a predicted model, not a curated record.
GGCGCCGCCAGCCCGCCUCGCCCCUCAGGGCUGGAAGCCCAGGCAAGGGUUCUGCCCCUGGCUCGUGCUCCAUUCAGCGUUGAGAGCUGUCGGUUGGGACCGCAAACUUCACUCACGGAGAAAGAGCAACGAAUCUCCAGAGGUUUCCAGAUUUCUGGCUAACCCUCGAGAGAAGACUGGCAGCGGACUAUGCAUCUAGAGAACAAAGAUGGCCAGCUGGCCUCCAGCAUGCUCGAGGUGGAGCUGCAUCAGAAAUCUGCUCCGGCUUAUGCAGGCCCUACAGGGCUGGCACCCGCAGGACUCGCCCACAGCAACCACAGACCUCUGCAGGGGGUCAGCAGGCUGGACCCUUCCAGCUCCUACCCCAGUCGGGCUGCUGGGCAGGACGGUUGGUCUCCCACACACCGGGAUUUUGGCUCAUUCCUCAUGGAGGAGAGGUCUCAUACUCCGUUGUCCCAGCUCUUCAGCUCCAGAUCUAAAGACCCCUGCUCUACAGAAAACACUCCUUUGCUGAGGCAUUCCUCAUCAGAGAAAGGGCCCCUUUACCAUCCAGAGUUCAUCACUGCUGCAGAAUCCUGGGAAAGCAGCUCUGCUGAGUGGGAGCGCCGAUGCCUGCUGAGCAGAGAGGUGGAGGGCUUGUCUACGUCUGCCUCCUCGGAGAAGGGGGAGCUUCCAGAGGGCGCUCUGGUUGGAUUCCGCCUCUCAAGACUGAGGUGCUGCAUGCGGUGGCUGAAAAUCACAGGCUUGUUCGUCUUUGUGGUGUUGUGCUCUAUUUUAUUCAGCCUGUAUCCAGAUCAAGGGAAGUUCUGGCAGUUGUUGGCUGUGUCACCACUGGAAAGCUACUCUCUGAACCUCAGCAGCCGUGCUGAUUCCACGUUACUCCAGGUGGACCUGGCAGGGUCCCUGACAGCUGGCGGGCCAAGUCGUCCCGGGAGAGAAGAGCAUGUCGUGGUAGAGGUGACCCAGACGGAUGCUUCAGGUUCCAGGAGGCGGCGGCCACAGCAGGUCAUUCACAAUUGGACAGUAUUUUUAAAUCCAGGAAGUGAACACUCCGUGGUGAGCAAGACCUUUGAGAUUUUGAGCAGGGAGACGGUUUCCAUCCACAUUCGGGCCGCCCUGCAGCAGACCCAGGUGGUCCCUCUUUUGCUGGCUCAUCAGUACCUCCGUGCAAGCGUGGAAGCACAAGUGACCAUCGCUGCAGCCAUCCUCGCGGGGGUCUAUGGCCUGAUUAUAUUUGAGAUUGUUCACAGAACCUUGGCAGCCAUGUUGGGUUCCCUUGCAGCAUUGGCAGCACUGGCUGUGAUUGGUGAUAGACCCAGUCUGACCCACGUGGUGGAGUGGAUCGAUUUUGAGACCCUGGCCCUGCUGUUUGGCAUGAUGAUCCUUGUAGCCAUAUUUUCAGAAACUGGAUUUUUUGAUUAUUGUGCUGUAAAGGCCUACCACCUGUCCCGGGGAAGAGUGUGGACCAUGAUCAUCAUGCUGUGUCUCAUUGCUGCCGUCCUUUCAGCCUUUUUAGACAACGUCACCACGAUGCUCCUCUUCACUCCUGUGACCAUAAGAUUAUGUGAGGUGCUCAACCUUGAUCCGAGACAAGUUCUGAUCGCGGAAGUGAUCUUCACAAACAUUGGAGGAGCUGCCACCGCCAUUGGGGACCCACCCAAUGUCAUUAUUGUUUCCAACCAGGAGUUGAGGAAGAUGGGCCUGGACUUCGCAGGAUUCACCGCACACAUGUUCAUUGGGAUUUGCCUCGUCCUCCUGGUUUCCAUUCCACUCCUGAGACUCCUUUACUGGAACAAAAAGCUUUAUAACAAGGAACCUAGUGAGAUUGUUGAACUGAAGCACGAGAUUCAUGUCUGGCGCCUGACUGCACAGCGCAUCAGCCCAGCCAGCCGGGAGGAGACAGCGGUGCGAGGCCUGUUGAUGCGGAAGGUGCUGGCACUGGAGCGCUUGCUGGCACGGAGGCUGCACACCUUCAACAGGCAAAUCUCACAGGAAGACAAAAAUUGGGAGACCAAUAUCCAGGAGCUGCAAAAAAAGCAUAGGAUAUCAGACCGGAUUCUGCUUGUCAAAUGCCUGACAGUGCUGGGAUUUGUUAUCUUCACGUUCUUCCUCAAUUCAUUUGUCCCUGGCGUUCAUCUUGAUCUAGGAUGGAUUGCUAUUCUGGGUGCCCUCUGGUUGUUAAUUUUAGCUGAUAUCCAUGAUUUUGAGAUAAUUCUACACAGAGUGGAAUGGGCAACCCUUCUAUUCUUUGCAUCACUCUUUGUUUUGAUGGAGGCGCUGGCACAUCUCCAUUUAAUAGAAUAUGUCGGAGAGCAGACUGCUUUGCUAAUAAAGAUGGUCCCAGAGGAUAAGCGCCUAGCUGCCGCCAUCAUCCUGGUUAUAUGGGUAUCAGCCUUGGCAUCAUCCUUGAUUGACAAUAUCCCAUUCACUGCUACAAUGAUUCCUGUGCUUCUGAACCUGAGCCGAGACCCUGAGGUCAGCCUGCCUGCACCACCACUCAUGUAUGCCCUGGCCCUUGGUGCCUGCCUGGGAGGUAACGGGACACUGAUUGGAGCUUCAGCAAACGUUGUUUGUGCAGGGAUUGCCGAACAGCACGGAUAUGGAUUCUCUUUCAUGGAAUUUUUCAGGUUGGGUUUCCCGAUGAUGAUUGUGUCCUGCACUGUCGCGAUGUGCUAUCUCCUCGUUGCGCACGUUGUGGUGGGAUGGAAUUAAUAGGUAUCCGUCACCUGAAGACUAAGGGAAACCUGAUCCAUCUCCAACACCUGUCAGAAAACCUCCCCAAGAUCACUCUCUGGAGAAGAAAAAGUGCUUACCAUGGAGAUGCUGCACAGUGGAGUAGACUCGGCGUUUAUGCUCAUCCGGGUGAAUGCUGGCAAAUCACGACCUCCUCUCAUGUGACUUUUUCCCAAGAACAAAAGAUAGGAAAUACAACAUAACUUGCUGAAGAUUCCCUUACAGUAAAAUGUGAUCAAAAACACUUCUUGCUUUUCUUGUUAAGACAAGACACAAUUUCACUCAAAAUGGCUUGUUCUCAUUAAUUGUCCCUUUUCCUGAGGCUAACAUGUAUCCAAUUAUUCUUCUUGUGAUCUCUUUUCUGUUAAAAUAAUCAGCAUUCAAACUGUAUGCCCCCCACCCACAAAGAUAGACUCUUAAUAGGAAACAGUAUACCAUUUGUAAGGAAAUA